GGAGUCUUCCUCGAUCCCGUGGUGCUCCGCGAAGCGGCCUCGCUCUCUUCCGGUCGCGGGCACCCGGGGCGCAGAGGGCGGUCGCAGCGGGCACCGGCUGUGCGGCGGCAGAAUGUUGGCUACCAGGGUGUUUAGCCUAGUUGGCAAGCGAGCACUUUCCACCUCAGUGUGUGUACGGGCACAUGCACACGGAAGUGUUGUGAAGAGUGACGACUUUGCUCUCCCAAGUUACGUUGAUCGCCGUGACUACCCGCUGCCUGAUGUGGCCCAUGUCAAGCACUUGUCUGCCAGCCAGAAGGCCUUGAAGGAGAAGGAGAAGCAGCCCUGGAGCAACCUCUCCCUGGAUGAGAAAGUCGAGUUGUAUCGCAUUAAGUUCAACGAGAGCUUCGCCGAGAUGAAGAGGGGCACAAACGAGUGGAAGACGGUUGUGGGUGCUGCCCUGUUCUUCAUGGGCUUCACGGCGCUCAUUGUCAUCUGGGAGAAGCGCUACGUGUAUGGGCCCAUCCCGCACACCUUCGAUGAAGACUGGGUGGCCAAGCAGACCAAGAGGAUGCUGGACAUGAAGGUCAGCCCCAUCCAGGGCUUCUCUGCCAAGUGGGACUACGACAAGAACGAGUGGAAGAAGUGAGACCCUGCUGUCCCUGCGUCUGGACCUCGCCUUGUUCCGUCACCUCCGUGCAGCUCGGCAUAUUACUGGAAACCCUAGUCAAACUAGCAAUGCUAAUAAAUGACAAAUUUACGUGAAA
Molecule: messenger RNA, 746 nt
Organism: Lemur catta (Ring-tailed lemur)
Lineage: Eukaryota; Metazoa; Chordata; Mammalia; Primates; Lemuridae
Product: cytochrome c oxidase subunit 4 isoform 1, mitochondrial
Exons: 5
Coding region: 113-628 (171 amino acids)
Biological process (GO): mitochondrial electron transport, cytochrome c to oxygen
Source: RefSeq, a predicted model, not a curated record